Armigeres subalbatus is the source of this 450-nucleotide messenger RNA. RefSeq names its product U6 snRNA-associated Sm-like protein LSm6. Gene Ontology annotation, molecular function: RNA binding. Gene Ontology annotation, cellular component: nucleolus; U4/U6 x U5 tri-snRNP complex; P-body. The coding region runs from base 162 to 401 and encodes 79 amino acids. Gene Ontology annotation, biological process: maturation of SSU-rRNA; mRNA splicing, via spliceosome. The record is from RefSeq and is a predicted model, not a curated record. NCBI's taxonomy places the organism in Eukaryota, Metazoa, Arthropoda, Insecta, Diptera, Culicidae. The transcript is spliced from 2 exons.
GCGGCUACAGAACUGUCAAAAAAUGUUUAUGUUCUCACUUCAUCCAUAAAUUUUUGUGUCGGUCUGAAACGCGGAAUCAUUUUAUUCAUUCAUUAAAUAAGCGAUUCAGCUCAAUAUAGUUCGUUUAUACUAAUAAUAAUUUGCUAUCCAGUUGAACAAAAAUGUCGCGUAAGGAGGCACUUUCGCAGUUCAUCAACCAGAUUCAUGGCCGCCCGGUAGUGGUCAAAUUGAACAGUGGGGUCGAUUAUCGCGGAGUGCUGGCGUGUCUCGAUGGUUACAUGAACAUCGCCCUGGACCAGACGGAGGAGUACGCAAACGGACAGCUCAAAAACAAGUACGGCGAUGCAUUCAUUCGAGGUAACAACGUUCUUUACAUUUCGACGCAAAAGCGCCGGGUCUAGUGAGUAAGGUUUUUCUUUUGCGAACAAUAAAAGUUUGAAUGUAAAAAAA